Adelges cooleyi (spruce gall adelgid) is the source of this 1052-nucleotide messenger RNA. Its product is annotated as tRNA-specific adenosine deaminase 2. NCBI's taxonomy places the organism in Eukaryota, Metazoa, Arthropoda, Insecta, Hemiptera, Adelgidae. The record is from RefSeq and is a predicted model, not a curated record. Gene Ontology annotation, biological process: tRNA wobble adenosine to inosine editing. The transcript has a single exon. Gene Ontology annotation, cellular component: cytoplasm; nucleus. Bases 1 to 483 code for a protein of 160 amino acids. Gene Ontology annotation, molecular function: tRNA-specific adenosine-34 deaminase activity.
AUGAAUUUGGCUAAAUGUAUGGUCGUGUCUCUAGACUUGGCCAAGGAGGCCUUGAAAACAGGUGAAGUGCCUGUUGGUUGCGUUUUUGUCAACAAAAACGAUGAUAUAAUAGCCUCUGGUCGUAAUACAGUUAACGAAACAAAAAACGCUACUAGACACGCUGAAAUUAAUUGUGUGGAUAAAAUUGUAAAUGACGGUUUAUUAGGUGAAUUACCUAACGUAACCGUUGUUGUGACCGUCGAACCUUGUAUUAUGUGUGCUGCAAUGCUGGUGAAAAUUGGAUGCACUAAAAUUGUGUACGGUUGUGCCAACGAUCGUUUUGGUGGAUGUGGCACCGUUCUUGCCGUUCCCGGACUGGAAAAGUGUAAUAUUGUAAGGGACUUGUAUGCAGAGCGUGCGAUGGAUUUGUUGAAACAAUUUUAUAAAGGUCAAAAUCCAAACGCGCCAGAAAAUAAAGUAAAAAAGAAAACUAUAAAAAUGUAAGCCUUUAUUUUUUGAAACUAUAUUUAAAUUAUUAAUUAGUUAAGUUCAUUUUAAGGUGACUUAUUUCUACAGUAAAAAAGUUUGACUCAAUGUUUUGGCUUGAUGUAAAAGUUACCGUCUUGGUUUUAUUUAACAUGAUAAAUCCAUUUUCAUUAAAAUAGCCAUCUGUCCGAGUGACAUUUAGCCAAACAAACAGACCUAUUCCCGUCGAUUGUAAUUCCACAUCAAUUUCGUUAAUAUUUUUUUGUUUUAUAUUAGAUAUCUGUAAAAAUAUAUAUAUUUAUAUUGGUAAACUUUAUACCUUUAACCUUUGUAUAAAAUUUGAUAUAAUUAAUUCUUAUGUUUUGUAUUAUUUUAAGUUUUUUGCUAUCAAAAUUAAGAUAUAUAUAUAUGUUUCAUACCAAUAUUGUUGGAUCCUGAUACCCAGCAAUUUUGUUGAAUGAAUUUGGAAACAAGUAAUUUGAUGGAGACAGCUCUGUACCAUUGGUAUAAUAUAGCUUUGUAUGUAAAAAACAAUUUUGUUUUAUUUCGUCUAAUAAACGGCCACAUUUAUUAGUUUUUGUUUGUAA